This is a messenger RNA of Haplochromis burtoni (Burton's mouthbrooder), 7473 nucleotides long. RefSeq names its product vesicle amine transport 1 (gene vat1). NCBI's taxonomy places the organism in Eukaryota, Metazoa, Chordata, Actinopteri, Cichliformes, Cichlidae. The coding region runs from base 242 to 1687 and encodes 481 amino acids. The transcript is spliced from 6 exons. Gene Ontology annotation, molecular function: zinc ion binding; oxidoreductase activity. The record is from RefSeq and is a predicted model, not a curated record.
UCGUCCCACUCACACUCUCUGUCAGAGCGCGGCGUUGACAACCACUGGCCACUGAUCAGCCCACUUUGCACGGGUCGCGUCUCCAUGCUAGACUGCUGAAAAAGGAGCUCUGUCCCUCACAUUUUCUUUUACUUGCAAGUCAAGCAUCUGACUGAAAGCAGCAAGCCCGUCCACGGCAACAAAAGCACAAGAAGUCAAAAAAACCUCCAAGUGAUUUUCUAGGCUCAUCACUGUCUGCACAAUGUCUGGAGAAGACGCACCUGCUCAGCAGCAAAACGCCGUGGACCAAAAGCAGGAAACCAAACCUACCGAGGAGCCCAAAACCGAGCCACCCAAGACGGAGUCCCCACCCGCCGCCGCCGCAGAGGCAGCGGCCACCCCGGCGGCGACCACCGAGAAGGUCCCUGAAGAGGAGACCUUCACCUACCGCGCUCUGGUGCUCACCGGCUACGGGGGGUAUGAUAAAGUCAAGCUGCAGGUGAAGAAAGGCAAGCCGACACUCAAGGCUGGUGAGGUCCUGGUUCGGGUCAAGGCAUGCGGACUGAACUUCGCCGACUUGAUGGCCAGACAGGGGCUGUACGACCGGCUGCCGUCCCCGCCGGUUACCCCGGGAAUGGAGUGCUCCGGGGUGGUGGAGGCUGUAGGGGAGGAAGUAACAGACAGAAAAGUUGGUGAUAAGGUUAUGGUGCUGAACCGCUUUGGGCUGUGGCAGGAGGUAGCAGUGGUGCCGGCAAACCACACCUUCCUAAUCCCAGAGGGGAUGAGUUUUGAGGAGGCAGCAGCCCUGCCUGUCAACUACAUCACUGCCUACAUGAUGCUGUUUGACUUUGGCAACCUGCGACCCAACCAGAGCGUGCUCGUCCAUGCGGCUGCAGGUGGUGUGGGGAUUGCAGCUACUCAGCUGUGCAAGACAGUGAAGGAUGUGACUGUGUUUGGCACUGCUUCAGCCAGUAAACAUGAGACCAUCACCCAGGGUGGAGUUACGCAUGCCAUUGACUAUCGCACCAAGGACUAUGUGGAGGAAGUCCGCAAGAUCAGUCCAAAAGGGAUGGACAUAAUACUGGACCCUCUUGGAGGAUCAGAUACCCAUAAGGCCUACAACCUGCUGAAGCCUAUGGGCAAACUUAUUACCUAUGGAGCGGCUAACAUGCUGGCAGGACAAAAGAAGAACCUGCUUGCUGUGGCAAAGAACUGGUACCACCAGUUCUCCAUCCACACACUCAGCUUGAUUCAGGGAAACAAGUCGGUGUGUGGCUUCCACCUUGGCUACCUAGAUGGGGAGACAGAGCUCAUCACCGAGGCAAUGAAUACCAUUCUGGAUUUCUACAAGGACGGCAAAAUCAAACCCCGCAUUGACUCUACUUGGCAUCUUGAGCAGGUGGGUGAUGCCAUGAGAAAGAUGCAGGAAAGGAACAACAUUGGCAAAGUGAUCCUCACUACAGAGCCGAUGCCCGAGGAAGAGAAGAAGGAGGAGACCAAGAAGGAGGAUAAGAAAGAGGAUAAGAAGAAAGAGGAUAAGAAGAAGGAUGACAAGAAGAAGGACGAUGCCAAGAAGGAGGAGAAGAAGGAGGAGAAGAAGGAUGACAAGAAGGAUGACAAGAAGGAUGACAAGAAGAAGGAGGAGCCCAAGAAGGAGGAGAAGAAGGAAGAGGAGAAGAAGGAAGAACCCAAGAAGGAGGAGAAGUGAGAGGGUUGAGUGGAUGGAUAGUCAAGCAGACCAGCAGGGAGUUUGUGUCUUGGGAUCUCGGGUGUGGUGUGGGAUUGUGGGGAUGGAUUUGGCAAUUUAGAUGGAUGGGGUGGGGUUGGGGGGGAAGUAAGAAUGGGAAUGGGUUAGAAGGAUGGAUUAGAAAAUGAUCACAGCAUUGUCAGUCUUUCACAUCCCCUCUCCAUCACCUUUUGGGUCCACAAUGACAGCGAUUACUCAGACCUGGCUCCACCCACCUCCCCCUCCCUUCCUUUUCUUGCAUUUAUGUCUUAAAGAUUCUGAUCACAUCGAAGCUCCGAACCUAUCUUCCUCUCUGACAUUGAGCGGAAACGGCCAAAAAAACAAAACAAAAAAAAAACGGAACAAAAAAAAACCAUAACAAUAAUGGCAGAGACAGAAGGAACAUGGAGGAUUGUGGGUACGGUCCAGGCCUGGGGCAAAUUACUGUUUCCCUGACAACAAUGAUCCCCACUCUCACGCCGGCCCCACCCUCGACCCCGUGCCCCUCUGCACCUCAACUCCCACUGUGCUAAAUUGUUCUGCUCUGACUUCCACCUGCCACCUCUGCUUCCCCAUCCCCUCACUGUGCUGAGUCCCCACCCUGCCCCCACUCCACACACACACCUCCCACACCACCGCCCCUGCCCACCCACCCUCAGGCCGGACCCACAGACAGGCACAAAGACGGGCAGUAAAAUGAGAGAACCACACCCACCCACACUUUGCUCUCAGUGUCCAACGCUUAGUUAUGUCACCAAGGAUGAGUCAGAGAUGCCUGUGAUUGGCUGGUGCACCUCCUCUGGAGAUAUUUGCAUCAUGGCUUUUAUCAUGAUGUUUUAUGGCUCAGACAAUAGUGUUAAUACUGCAAGACCUAACCCUGGUUGUCAUUUAUGUGGACUUAGCUUGAAGCUUGUAUCGGUGUUCAUAUAAAGCAAGGCGAAACCUCUUAACAGUGCAUUCGUUCCCACCAAAUUAAGUGAAGCUAAUAUAGAAUCUGCAGUUUUGCACUAGCCUGAAUAUGAAUUUGCCUCAUAAUGAGCCUUUCAGUCCAACGUUGAAUAGAGAGGCAGAAAUCAUUGCUCAGCUUCCUUCUCCUUAGUUACAGAUUUUUCUAGCUGACCAACUGUUGGCAAGAAGUGCACAGUGCCAAUUAAGGGAGAAUUUGUUUCUGUUUAAACAAGUACACACACAAACAUAGUGUGAUGAAUGAAGCACUGUCAUGUUGAGAUAGCGAAUCGUCUGAAAUGAGCAAGUUAAGAAGGUGAAUACCAGUUUAGUUUUUAGUUCACUCUGGAUAAGGCUUUCUUCCUCCUCACUCCUCCUUGAGGAAUUCCAUGGCUCCUUUCACAGCGACCACUCGCCUGUCGAUCAUUCUGACCUGAGAGAGGAGAAUUCACUUCAAGCUGCCGCACAUACUUUGUCUGUCUCUCUCUCUCUCUCUCUCUCGCUCUCUCUCUCUCUCUCUCUCUCUCGCUCUCUCGCUCUCUCUCUCUCUCUCGCUCUCUCGCUCUCUCUCUCUCCCUCCUCUUGCCACUUCCCUCUCUAUGGUCGGCAUAGCAACAGGCGUCAGGCUCGUCAGAGAUGGCACUGUGGUUUGUUUCUCCCCCUCUCCCAGAGUCUCUCCUUUCUGCUUUCUUAGUCUACAUUUGCCAACAGUUGGUGCUGUCGACACGUACUUCAACAGGUGUAAAAUGUAUUGAGAUUGAGGAGCUGAAGGCUUAGGCCUUUAAGACUCUAUAUAGAGAGAGCGAUGUCUGCCUCCUCUUGAAUAUGAUGAAAUUGGACAGCACUUGCUUUAAGGUGGUCAAACUGUUUUCCUCAAACUACACAUGACACUGUGCAAAAGGAAGAGUGAAUCUGCCCAUGACAAGAAGCUCAUGCUCACAACCAAGUGGUUAGAUUAAUAGCUUCCUACUUUGCACAGCCAGCUGCACUCUUCUUUUAGUCGGUAGGCGUAGUUGGGUAAAAGGAGAAAAAGUUCCUCAAUGAAGCUGUUCUCAAGUUUUGUGGAUUUGUUUGCAUAACUGGGCCAUGAUUCCUGGAAAAAGAUACUGCUGCUGAGCUGUUCAGAUGCAUUUCAUUUGAGCACCUGAGGCAAGUGCCAUAUAGUUUCACUGUGUUCAAGAGAAGUUAGACACCUUUACAGCCGGUCUCUUGAAAACUGGGCACUGAGACCAUCUAAAUAGAAAAGUGGCACUACGGGUCAGAGAAAAGACAUUUGUUUCUUUUCAUUUUUUUGGAGAGUGAAUUAUCCCUUCAAGGCCAGUCCUUCAUAUUUCAUUGCACCAAAUCCUUCACGUCUGAGUCAAUCAACUUUAAACCUUGACUAUUUAUCCACCUGCCCGCCUCACUGCCUGUCUGUGAGUCUGGCCUCUGUGUCGAGACUCAGAUGGUGACUAGUGACUUUGUAAAAAACAAAAAAAACAAAAAAAUGUUUCCGAAAAAAAGUUGUUGUGUUAGCAUGAGUGGCCUCCCUCAUGUGCUGUGUGUGGUGUGCCAUUAUGUGUGAAGAUGUGCGUGUGUCCUCAGGUCAUUUGUCAGGUUUUAAAAGCACCCCCCCCCCCCAACUCCUACCAGACGUUCCCUCCUUACACUACUCUGCUACAGUACGAUGUAGCUCUGAAACCAACCAACCAACACAUCUUACUCUAUCUCUCCCUCCUGUCUGAUAAGAGGCCUGUAUUAUGAGGACAGUUGGUAUUAGUAUUUUGCACUCUGCUCGCUGAUCUUAAUGCACUUGCAAGCAUGGCGGUCUCACUCCAGUCCAGCACAGGCUUUGAUUUUGCUCCAGGUUUGCAGCCCAUUUCCCAUCAUGCGCUCCCACUGUAUCUGCUAAAGCUCACUGAAAGCACAGGUGGCACACACACACACACAGAAACACACAAACUCAUGCAAAAGUCCCCUCAUUUUCAGCUUGCCAACUUCUCCUGGGUGGCAGCUAAAAUCAAAGCAUUCAUCCAUCCUUGACUGUGGGAAGUAAAACGUGGAGCAGGUCCGAUCGACGUGGGCUGGAGUGCGACUGGCACGCUGGUGUGGGGAGUGAUUGUGUCCUGUCAGCCUCUGGUUAGUGUUCUGUUCUAAUCUGCUGGGCUCCCUUUGUGAACCUGUGGACGGUGCUUCUGUUCCGAGUGCCAUGUGAGAAACAAACGCUUCAGUUUUGAAAUGAGAAAAAAAAAAAAAAGAUGUUUUACUUACUAUGUUAUUUUGAUUUACCUUUAUAUUUUUGUUCGUUUGUUUGUUUUUUGUUAUCCAAGGGUUUAAAGUUCAAAGCUCAUACUCUUAUGUGGGGACUUGCCAACCUGCACUCCUCUUUAAAUGUGAUGAAGUCUUUCUGUUGGUUUAAACCAUGUGUGCCAAAUUGUAUGUAUAUUCCUCUGUCCAUGCUUUGAAUAUUAACAGUGCAUAAAAAAAAUAUGAAGAAAAUUCUGUUGUUGGAUGCAUUUCCGUCAACCUUGAAGAAAAGAGAAAAAAAAAGAAAAAUUCACACAAGUUGUCACAUUGUGUCAGAUUUCUAUCCCAAAAUGCUCACAGGUGCUGACAGAAUUUUGCUGCAGUUUAUAAAAGGUUUAACACAAUCUGUAUUUGGUGAUUGGUUGUAGUCUUGCUGAAGCAUAGGCCUGCAUUGUGCCUCUCUCCUUACCUCAAUCUGAGAUGUAUUUAGUAAAUGCUUUUCGCUGUGUUUUACCAGGUCUCACAUCAUAUCAGCCCCAAUAGGAUGAUUCCCUCUGUUGGUUUACAGUUAUAACAUCAGUAUUACAGUGAAGAGGAACAAAACAUGGUGGAUUUAAGACUCAAAACUCCACCGCACCAAAAGAUGGUCGUAAAUCUGCAAAUUUCCCCCAGCUCCAAAGCUCUGUGCUAUUCCUCUCUAUGGAUUUCUUUUCUUUCAGUUUGUUUCCAAAAUGGUUUGUAUAACAAGUGAGGGACCAGAUGUUUUUUACACAGCUGUGCAGGGAAGCCAGUACUGUAACACAGCUGAGCACAGCCUCUGCUUAUUGGCUAAUCAUAGCUCAGUUCUGGCCUGCCCCAGACACAACAUUUCCGCUUUGCAGUUGAUCUCAGUUCACUCAAGGAUUAUUAAGAGUCAUUCCUCUUUUCCUGUGCUGCAUCUGCAAAACCUCUUGGCCGGUGCAACAGUUGCAGUCCAGCAGCCAGCCAAAAACUCCUCUCCAUAUCAGCCUCUUCCUUCUGCAUACACAUUCAAAGAAAAUAGAGCAUUACUUUGACAUCUGGAAUUUGAAAUUGCAUGCAUUCAUCUGCAUGUGGAAAACCGAUUAAAAUCCCUUUUCUUUUCUUUUUUUCUUUCAAUAUUUUCCCCGGGGUACUUUUGAACUGAGAUGCCUUUGACAUGAACUCAAUCAGCAGGGUGGGUGUUUUGCGUCUUGAAUUCGGGUUCAAGUGGAUCCGUCGGUUAAAGUAAAACCCACCCCUUCCUACUGUGGCCUGCAGCCUGAGAGCUUUUCCACCGUGGUGAAGCUGAAUUGUAAUCUCAUCUUGAAAUGGUUUCCCAGUCAUUCCAGACACUUAUGCAAGAGUACUUAACAACUCAGAGAUGCAAGGGAGGAACAAAACAAAAAAAAAAGUAUUUCAAAGUUUUCCAAAAAAAUUAAAGUGUUUUGUUUUUUUUGAACAUUUUAGAUUUGAUUAUACUGUCACUCAUAGUUUUAGAUCUAAAGAAAGUGAGUACAGUGAGUGUUGUAUUUCCAGCAGCUACUUUUCUAUCCGUCUUGGCUUGAAGCUGUAGUCCCUCACAGCCACCCGCCGUUUGCUUUGUGGUGAUUUAUUUCUUCUAUAUGGUUUCUCAGGUCAUUCCAAACAGCAGUUUUCCCUAUGUAGGAACCCACUUAAAUCUCAAUUUACUAACACACACAUCAUUGUUUCACUGAGUUAACUGCACAAACUGUCACACCAAUUUUCCUUCACAGUACUCACAUUUUAAGUAAGCUUUAGUGUUCUAAGUCAAAAAAGGGAGGAUGAAAGUGGUUUAGUUCCACAUUCAGAGCCACUGUGUUCGCUACACUACGAACUCAAACGACCACAUCUGCCUGCAGCUAUUAUCCUUAGCAGUCGUUUUUGAGAUAUUGCAAUGCAGCUGCAUUGCAGAGAUGCUAAGGAAGUACAACCUGACUGGGCGUGUCAUGUACAGUACUAGAAUGCAUGUUUAGUCAACAACAACAACAACAAAAUAAGGCAUGUGUGUAUGUACCGUUCUGUGUCUUUCACAUUAGUUUAGUAGUCAUGUAGUUGUGUGGUGUGUGUGAGAGAGGAGAAUGCCAGCCUGCUGCCCCCCUGCGUCACCUGAGACCCUUCAGCAUGGGAACCUCCAUGGCAAGCUGGUACAUUUACAAGACAUCUUAACCUAUCUCUGGGAAUGCUUCAGAAACCCACUUCACAUCCAUCCUACUACACACCUAUCAGUGACCGCUGGUAACUUUCUACAAGGCAUACCCAACAGGUUGAUUUCUAUAUUUCCUAUACUCUGUCCUUUCUUGUCUUGUUUUGGACAAGAAAGGACAGAAACUCUGUCCUUUCUUCUUCUUUUUUUUUUUCCCUUCUUUGUUUUUAAAUGGUUGCAAACACACUUUCUCGUCUCAACUUUGUUUUUUAAACCCUUUGAAUUGAUGCUGCUUCUGUGCUUGACUCUGGGUUUACUGCGUGGUGCCAUGUUCUCCACAUGGCCUUUAGAGCUUGUAACGCUUCAGUGUGUAAUGUUACCAUAUGCCUUACAUGUUUUCCAGGACUAAUAAAAAAAAGCAUAAUAAAAAAAA